AUGAUUUACCUGUUCGAUAUUCUCGCCCUUGGUGUUGCGGCAUGGCUUGCAUACAAACUUGCUCUCUACGGUCGACGGGAAAAGAAUCUCCCACCUGGUCCUCCCACCACCUUCUUGCUUGGAAACAUUCCCGAUAUACCUAGCAAGAAGGCGUUCCAUGCUUUCGCUGGUUGGGCCAGGGAGUACGGCGAGAUCUAUUCUCUCAAGCUCGGCCACAAGACCACGAUUGUACUCAACAGCCCCGCAGCCGUCGAAGCCAUCAUGGAAAAAGGAAGUCGUGUUACCCAAGAUCGUCCCAAGAUGUGGCUCUUUGACCACUAUAUGUACGACCACGAUCACCUGAUAUUUUCGAGUGUGCCGUCGAAGGUCUACCAGCUUCGGCGUGUCUUCGCCACGUUUCUCAAUCAAACGACCGCUCAGUCCUAUCUUCCAAUACAGAACGCAGAAUCUUGCCAACUUCUGUACGAUAUCAUGUUCCAGCCCGACGGAUUCUUCACUGGUGUCAAGCGGUUUACGAUCUCGCUGAUGUUCUCGUUAACUUAUGGGACUCGCGCAUCAAGGAUUGAUACACCCCUUGCCGCUCUCUAUUACGAAGCCGCGGACAAAACCAACGAGCUUCUUGCUGAUAGAUCAGCGUCACUCGAUUUCGUUCUGAUCUUGCGCGUUAUGCCAAGCUGGAUGGUUUCGUGGAGGAAACAGACCGACUGUCUGAACGCCCAGGAGAGGCAACUGACGUCAGAGCUUAUGCAGAAGCUCAGUUCUCGUAGGAAAGCGCGCCAGGUUGGCACCAAUUCCUUCAUGGAGCAAAUUCUUGAUAACUCGAAGGAGUUCGGACUUACGGACAACAUGAUGCACACACUACCGCUUCUGAUCCUCCAGGCUGGUGCUGAUACCACGGCGUGUGCCAUGUUAUCUGUGAUUCUGCUGCUGCUCGGGCAAGAUGACGUACUGGCAAAGGCUCAUGCUGAACUGGAUGCUGUUGUGGGACGUCAUCGACUCCCAGUACUUUCCGACAUGGAAUAUCUUCCGUAUAUUCGGGCAAUUAUCAAAGAGUCAGAACGGCUUCGCCCGACAAAUCCAUUGGGCUUUCCUCACGCUGCUACAGAAGAUCAAACAUAUGCAGGUUAUGUUGUGCCUGCGGGUGUAACAGUUCUAUGCAAUACAUGGGCGCUAGGGCAUGAUCCGACGCUGUUCACAGAUCCGGAGAACUUUUCACCGGAAAGGUGGUUAGACCCAGCAGACAGGCAUGCGGAUACUUGGCCAUUUGGUAUCAGCCGCCGGGUAUGUCCGGGAAUGCACCUCGCAAGGAACAGCGUGGCUCUUGUCAUCACGCGACUGUUGUGGGCUUUCGACAUCAAAAAGAAAAUUGAUCCAAUGUCUGGGUGUCCUAUUGAAGUCGAUACUCUGGACUAUGCUGAGGGUCUUGUACUCUGCCCGAACAAGUUCCAAGCGGACUUCAUAUUGAGAGGCAGAGAAAGCGCAGAAACAAUCCGUCAUGAAUUGCGCGAAGCUAUCCCCCAGCUUGAGAUGCACGAAGGAAGCCUGGAACAGAGCGACAAAGACCACAUUCAGCAUAUGAGAACAGCAUUGUAG
This is a messenger RNA of Dacryopinax primogenitus, 1593 nucleotides long. Its product is annotated as cytochrome P450. Gene Ontology annotation, molecular function: oxidoreductase activity, acting on paired donors, with incorporation or reduction of molecular oxygen; monooxygenase activity; heme binding. The record is from RefSeq and is a predicted model, not a curated record. Lineage: Eukaryota; Fungi; Basidiomycota; Dacrymycetes; Dacrymycetales; Dacrymycetaceae. Bases 1 to 1593 code for a protein of 530 amino acids. The transcript is spliced from 6 exons.